GUAAGUGUGCUCCGUUCGUUCCGGGUCAAAGGUUGUGGCGCUAACUCGUAGUUGUAUCGAUGAGCUGUUGUUGUGGAGAGCAGGUUGAUGUUUACUUCAGAUGAACGUGUGUUCGUGGAGCUCAGUGUGAGUCAGCCUCGUCUCGUCUCAUCUCCACGCGGAGGUUUCCCUUUCCUCCUGCUGCACGUCCAUGUUAGCGAGCUAACUACAAACACUGGUGUAGUUAGAGGAGGGGUUAGUUAUAGAGGUGGUGGGUUAGAUCAGUAGUUGAUUAAAGCAGCGGUGAGUUAGAGGUGUGGUUGGUUAAAGGAGUGGUUGGAGUCCUCUUCUCUCUGUCAGGAUGGUGCUCACUGUGCUGGUGUGUAGCCUGGUUCUGGUCUCUGCUGUGGGGCAGCAGGCGGACGAUGACUGGGUCGACCCGUAUGAUAUGCUCCACUAUGACUCGACCUCCARGACCAUGAGGAAGCCCACUGAGCCGGCUCACUAUGAUAAUGUGGCAACCAAGAGAAGAGAGUACACCGAGGACACCAGCCAGGCCGAGCUGGGGAAGUGCAGCAGUCAAGUAGCAGAUCUGCAGAAGAAGAUCGGGCUGUGUGUUCUGGUCAUGAUGGCCAUCAUCUGCACUCAGCUGUGGUCGACCGUGUCCUGGUUCGUGCAGUUCAAUCGACUCUUUGCUGUCUGCUUCGCUGUCAGUCUUGUCUGGAACUGGUUUUAUCUGUAUAAGAUCGCCUUUGCUGAGCACCAAAACAACAUGGCGAAGAUGGACAGUGUAUAUCAAAAAUGCACCGGCGUGAAGAAAAUUGACUGGAGCGACAGUUUAAAAGAGUGGUUCAGAAGCACCUGGACUCUUCAGGACGACCCCUGUAAGAGAUACUAUGAACUCAUCAUUGUCAACCCCAUUCUGCUGGUACCCCCAACCAAGGCGAUCUCCGUCACCAUCACAACUUUCAUCACAGAGCCACUGAAGCACAUUGGCCAGGGGAUCAGUGAGUUUCUUCGAGCCCUCCUCAAAGAUCUACCAGUUACCCUGCAGAUCCCUGUUCUCCUCACAAUCGUCAUCGUCAUUGUGGUAUUUGUGUAUGUCAGUGUGAAUGCAGCCUUCCUGCAUGGCAUCACUGCACCUCUACGUCGACAGGGUCCACCUCCUCCUGGGCUCCAACAACCGCAACAGCAGCCUCAGGCUCAAAUCCAGGGGAUCGCGGACCUUGGCCACUUAACAGGCAAUGAUGCAGAACAGCAAGGUCCAAGGCAGCAACGUCCAAGGCAGCAAGCCGACGAUGGCAGGGCACACAGGAAUCCGGUUCGUCAGCGGCAUCCAAACAGACCCAGGGAGGAGAAGGCCCGGGUGGUUGUGGAGACACUGCAAGCAGCUGCCCGCAGUGAGGAUGAGACGGACACUGAGCAACAGGAGGGAAGACCUGAGGCAGAGCAGAAUGUGACUGAGGAGUCAGAUGCAGAAAUCCAAGUGGAGAAAAUAGAGGAGCCAGAAGAAGUGGAUGCCAAAAGUGUUGCUGCUCACACAGCCCAAGCAAAAACUAAAACCACGCCCAAGGCCAAACCUAUGAGAGUGAGAGAGAAUCAGGAGAAACCCAGCAGAGACGACGCAGCACCCAGAUCUCAGCCGGCCAAACAGAAACCGUUCCAAACUGAUGUCAAGGACCUGAAGGCCUCAGCGGGAUACAGGACCCCCUCUGUCUCUGUGACACACGUUGAAACUCUCGGACUUCCAGUUCAGGAGACGAGCACAGCGCCUGGGGAGUAGACGUACACAUUAGCGGAUGCAGCAAGAUUUCAUAUCAUCUGUGACAGACAGUGUUGAAAUGUGCAGCAGCAACAUUUUUAAGACCGACCAAUGUGGAACCACACCGAUAAUUACCAACUAACUUUGUCUUGCUGAUGCACAGUCAACCAAAUGUGCCUUUCCUUGAGAUGGGGCACCAACACUGCUUUGGUGAAUCUUCUCAUUAUUUCAUGAUGAUUUUGACAAAGUGUUCCUCAGUCAGAGAGAGGAGUCAUAUUGGUUUGUGUCUCAUCUGUCACACAGUAAGAUUUUUCUCGAUUUAAUUUAAGAUAACAAAAGGUCUCAUAAAACCUGGCAGUACAAUCAACGAAUAAUGAGUUUAUUUUGAGCUAUUUUUGUUGUAAUUCAUUGUCUUAAUGAAUUAAGUUUUGCUGAGCAGCAGUGAUACCUCUUCUGUGAGAAACUGCCUGUGCAAAGCUUAGACUGUAUAUACAGAUGAAUGACAUGACACAUCCACACCCUGUACAAAAAUGGAGCUGAAGUAUCGUGGAUACAGCCGCGGACACCUUACGCUUUUGGUGUGAUUUGGAGUGAGAGUCCCAGUGAUAAACACUCAGCCAAACCCUGAGUCAGUCUCAGCUGUCAAUCAUGGUUUUUCAUCCUCUUUGUAUAAAUAACUAAUUACAACGAAAAAGAACAUUUAACACAUCAGUCUGAUAAGAACUACCUAAAAUAACAGAGAUCAUCUGACUCAUCAUUUGACUUGUAGUUUUAGUGUGUUCCAUGUCUCAUCCAUUAACAUGGACGAGGCAGGGUGUAUGAACUAUUCUGCAGCCAGACACUAGGGCGCGAUCUGGAUGAUUUGGCUUUACUUUUGCCGAGCUGUCAUGUCGUCCAUCUUUAUACACAGUCAAAGUGGGAGAGGAUGAUAAUGCCAUUGGGUGCAAUGGAAACAAUUGUAAUUAUUGAAAUCACUGACUUCAACAUGACACAUAUUAAUAUAAAAGAAUCAUCCUUCUCAGAAAUGGAAAAAAUAAAUAAGCUGCCAUGUUUAAAGCUGUAAUAAUCAGGUGCUGCAGGUUUACACUUACAGGUUUACUCUCAUGACUCAUCAUCUCUUCAACUUUUCCUCCCUGCCCAGCCUCAAACUGUAGUUUCAUUAGUGACCAGCAGGUGAACAUAAUGGAGCAUCAUUUGUGCAGGUUAUAUGUAAAUGAUCACGUCCACUUUAUAUGUAUACCUGGCAAAAUGUGUUUGUCUGUAUCUAACUAUAAAUGGAUGAAUCUCCUCGACGGCCACUCAUCAGUUGACUUAAGUCUCAGCGGAUGUGUUGCUGAGGACGAGAGUUUUCCAGGGUUGUGUUACGCUCAGUGUCACUGCUAAUCUCUUUUUAAUUUUCCAAUUUGCUUUCCACCCUUUAUUCAAGUUAUUAAAAGUGUAUUAGUUACAAAACACAACAUGUUUGAUAUCAAGAAUUUUAUGAUCACAUCCAUUAGAAAUAUGUUUUAGUACGGACACUGUUUAAAACGUCCUCGGACCGCACAUCUUUAACUUCAUGUGUCUGUGUGUUAUUAUAGGGGGCUCAGUGAGGCAGUGGA
Paralichthys olivaceus (Japanese flounder) is the source of this 3339-nucleotide messenger RNA. Lineage: Eukaryota; Metazoa; Chordata; Actinopteri; Pleuronectiformes; Paralichthyidae. The record is from RefSeq and is a predicted model, not a curated record.